GCCGGAUCGGCUUUCAGCUGCAGCCUCCGGGCCGGCCGGGAAGGCGGGGAGCGGGCGGCGGCGGCGGAGGGGGAGGCGGCGGCGGCUGCAGCAUCCAGGGCUGGCCGCGGCGGCCGGCGCGCCCCGCGCACAAAGGCGCCCGGCCCCCGGGGAGGGCGAUGAGCGCCCCGCAGUCCGCGGCCGGGGCCCAACGCCAGCCACCGCCGCUGCCCGCGCUCCGGGCGCCGGGGAAGACGCAGGGCGGCCGAGGCGCGGCCCGUGAGCCCUGAGCUCGGGACUCGCCGCCCUCCCUCCGCGUCGGGGCGCGGAGAGCUUUGGAGCAGCGGCUACAGCGAGGGCCUCGGCGCGCCCCCGGGAUCCGCGCAGGAGGGCGCCUGCCCGCUCCUCGCCGACCGACCUCCCGCACCUUCCCGCGGCGUCCGAGCGCCAACUUCCCCAAGAACGCUCCAACUCCAGGCCACCCCGCCGGGCGGAGGGGGCGCUGCUGCCGGGCACCCGCCGGGAGGACGCACCCCUGGCCCCAGGGAGCCAGCCGGCGUCUCCGGGGGAAGCUGGGGCGGGCGCCUCCCUGGGAAGCCCAGACCUGCAGGCGGUCGCCCUCUCUUUUAUGGAGCUUGGGCCCCUGCCCCAGCCCGGCAGAGGCUGUGGAGGUGGUAGACCGUCCGGCAGCCUGGUGGUGCCCAGGCCCCCGGCCCAUCCCUGGCAGCGGGGCACGGCAGCUCCCACGAGGUAGCAGCAGCGGCGGCCUGAGCUUGAGCCCCUCCUGGGAGUGAACCAUGGGCCAGAAACUGUCGGGGAGCCUCAAGUCGGUGGAGGUGCGCGAGCCGGCGGCGCUGCGGCCGGCCAACAAGCGGGAGCUGCGCGGGGCGGAGCCGGAGCGGCCGGCGCGGCUGGACCAGCUGCUGGACAUGCCGGCGGCCGGGCCGGCGGCGCAGCUGCGGCACGCGUGGAACCCCGAGGACCGCUCGCUCAACGUGUUCGUCAAGGACGACGACCGGCUGACCUUCCACCGGCACCCGGUGGCGCAGAGCACGGACGGCAUCCGCGGCAAGGUGGGCCACGCGCGCGGGCUGCACGCCUGGCAGAUCCGCUGGCCGGCGCGGCAGCGCGGCACGCACGCGGUGGUGGGCGUGGCCACGGCGCGCGCGCCGCUGCACUCGGUGGGCUACACGGCGCUGGUGGGCAGCGACGCCGAGUCGUGGGGCUGGGACCUGGGCCGCAGCCGCCUCCUGCACGACGGCAAGAACCGGCCCGGCGUGGCCUACCCGGCCUUCCUGGGGCCCGAGGAGGCCUUCGCGCUGCCGGACUCGCUGCUCGUGGUGCUGGACAUGGACGAGGGCACGCUCAGCUUCGUGGUGGACGGCCAGUACCUGGGCGUGGCCUUCCGCGGCCUCAAGGGCAAGAAGCUGUACCCGGUGGUGAGCGCCGUGUGGGGCCACUGUGAGGUCACCAUGCGCUACAUCAACGGCCUGGACCCCGAGCCCCUGCCGCUGAUGGACCUGUGCCGGAGAUCCAUCCGCCUCGCCCUGGGCCGCCAGCGCCUGCAGGACAUCGGCUCCCUGCCUCUGCCUCCGGCUCUCAAAAGCUACCUGCAGUACCAGUGAGCGGCGCUGGGGGCGCUGGUGGGCAGCCGUGGGCCGCGGGGCCCGGCCGCCCCUUCCGCGGGCGCACAGAACAUUCACAGGAAGGCGUCUUUCUCACCCCGGUCCCCCCAGAACUUUGUUCUCUGAAAGGCCAGUACUACGCGUUCCCGACUUUGAAAAAUGAAUGUCUGUUGCCAACAGUAUUUGCUGCCUGAGAAGCAGCUCUCCCCGAGUCCCGCCGCCUCCGCCCUGGAAGCCGCCAAGCCCCCCGGGAGGAGGCCGGCCCGCCCGCCCGCCCGCUGGACUCCGCAGCCACCGGAUCGGAUCGUAUUGAUCCGAGAGCCUGUUUCCAUAUUCAAGAGAAUGAAUAAAACAUUGGGGCAGGAGACUCUCUGUGGUGUGCCCGGAGCAGACAGACAGGGCCAGCUGGGGGAGAAGCUGCCCCUGAAUAAUGAAUGAUGACAGCAGCCACUGCGUCCCCUCCGGACCCUCGCCCCUGGCAGGGCAGCCGGAUACGCUAGGACUUUGCCCUUUGGAAAGGGAUGCCCCGAGGCAGAGCUGGCAAGUGGCCCGAGCAGUGUUUAGCCGCCUUCUGGCUUACCUCUGAAAGUCGUUUACUUACCCCUGUCAACUGCCUUCCUGCCCCACACCCACCCACUGCACCCCUCACCCCCCUUUGCCCCAGGCACCUCUUAUUCAGGGAAGCUGAGUCUCACACGAAUUCACCCCAGGGACAGAGUGUUUAUUAUUAUGUUACGUAGCAGGUGCAUUGUAAGAGAGGAGUAUGAGGAGUGAGGGCAGUUACUUAGUCCAAAGGUGCUAAUGGGGAGGUUGGGGGCAUUGCGACCCCCUGGUGGAUGAUGCCCAGGGGUCUCUAGGCAACCAUCCACUCAGGAUGCAGCCCGGUUGCCACAAAGCUUUAUCUGAGCAAAUUAUUUUUUCACUUUAGGAGACUUGUACGAGCUUGUCUGUUUCAAAGGUGUGUGUGUGUGACGUGCUGUUUAUUUAUCAGCGUGGGGCCCGCGGGGGCAGCCCUGUACCUGGAAGGGCGGACGUGGGAGGCACCUUCUUCGCCUGCCCCAAGCCUGGCCUUCUCCUCCCGGAAGGAUGCUGCUGCUGCUGAGACCGCCUCCUCUGGGCACAUCUCGCGAGCGUUUCCGACGCUCCCUGCCCAGACUCCUUUUUAACUGGAAAUUGUCCCAGCAGUGGAAUCUCAGAGCCCCAGAUGGCACUGCCGCCCCCACUUUAAUGUGAAUUUGACUGAUGAAUGAGGAACGUUUCUAAUAAAGUGUGUCAUUCAGUCCU
Pipistrellus kuhlii (Kuhl's pipistrelle) is the source of this 2888-nucleotide messenger RNA. It is a transcript of the gene SPSB4, whose product is annotated as splA/ryanodine receptor domain and SOCS box containing 4. NCBI's taxonomy places the organism in Eukaryota, Metazoa, Chordata, Mammalia, Chiroptera, Vespertilionidae. Gene Ontology annotation, molecular function: protein binding. Gene Ontology annotation, biological process: intracellular signal transduction; proteasome-mediated ubiquitin-dependent protein catabolic process. Bases 777 to 1604 code for a protein of 275 amino acids. Gene Ontology annotation, cellular component: SCF ubiquitin ligase complex. The record is from RefSeq and is a predicted model, not a curated record. The transcript has 3 exons.